ACCACUCUCUGUACCAUUUUCUGCAACUCCACUCUUUCUCUCUCUCUCUCUCUCUCAAAUUUGCAAUAGGAAGGAAUCUUGAAGAGAUGAAUUAUUUUCCCAGUAAUCCCAUGCUUCAUCAUCUGAACCGUCCCAGCACAAUUCAGCCUAGGGUUUCCUCCAUUGAAAUUCCUCCAUUACCCCUUCAAGUACCAGCCCUUCUCUGCUAGUACAAACCUAACAGAUCUCUCUUUCUCUCUAUCACACACAUAUUCUCAGGAGGAGGAGAAAGAAGGGGAACCCUACAACAUCAAGCUCUCAGUCAAAACAAUGGAAGGAGCUAUGAAAGCCCUACAACAACACCCUCCCAUCUGAAAUCGCCAUAGCCAUUGUUUCUCUCUCUCUAGAGGAAAAGGAAAAAGAAAGACAAUCUCCUCUCUGAAAUCAACAUACCCUUCAACUCUCUCUCUUGUGUGUGUGGGAAGAUAAAUAUCUACGAUAACCUACCGAGAACAAUCUCCUAUCUGAUAUCAGCGCACGAUCAACUCUCAUUCUCUCUCUUGCCACUAUGAUUAAGCAAUUCCUCAGCAAACUCCCUAGAAAAAACCCUAAACCAGAUUCACCCACCACCUUCUCCUCCCCACUAAUCACAGAGCCCUCCAUCUCGGGUCGACGCACUUCCUCUGCUGUAUUCCCUGCAAAUUUUGAUCCCCUCUCCUCUCUCAAAGAAGCUCCAGCUUCAGAGAAACAGUCACUCCUCAUCAGUAAACUCAAUCUCUGCACCCUAAUUUCUCACUCUAGCAAUUCACAACCCCUCAAUGAAACUGAUCAAGAAUUGAGGCACCAAACCCUCAUUGAAAUCCUUGAUUUUGUCAACUUGGGUUCCUGUAAAUUCAAUGAACAAGUCAUGGAGGCCCUCUGUAACAUGAUCUCAGCUCAUAUUUUUAGGGUGUUACCUCCUAGCAUUCGAAGCAGUACUGUUUUUUCACCUCAAUCAGCAAUGGAUAUUGACGAAGAUGAGCCUGCCAUGGAUCCAGCUUGGCCCUAUCUCCAAAUUGUCUAUGAUUUGCUAUUGAAAUUCGUUGCCAGUUCCAACACUGAUCCAAAAGCUGUGAAGAAGUACCUGGACCAUUCCUUUGUGUUUCGAUUGCUGGAGCUCUUUGAUUCUGAAGACCCAAGAGAGAGAGAGGCCUUGAAGAAGAUUUUGCAUAGAAUUUAUGGGAAAUUCAUGGUUCAUAGGCCAUUUAUAAGGAAAACAGUGAGUAAUAUAUUUUAUCGAUUUGUUUUUGAAACAGAGAGGCAUAAUGGGAUAGCUGAGUUGUUAGAGGUUCUUGGGAGUAUAAUUAGUGGGUUUGCUUUGCCAUUAAAGGAAGAGCAUAAGAUGUUCUUAGUAAGAGCUUUGAUCCCACUUCAUAAGGCUAAAAAUAUUGGGGCUUAUCUUCAACAGUUAUCAUUUAGUGUCAUUCAGUUCGUAGAGAAGGAGCCCAAAUUAGCAGGGACCGUUAUAACGGGGUUGUUGAAGUACUGGCCAGCCACUAAUAGCCAAAAGGAAGUGAUGUUUUUGGGGGAAUUGGAGGAGGUUUUAGAGGUGACAAAUGGAGUUGAGUUUCAGAGGAUUAUGGUCCCCCUUUGUAGGCGAAUCGCAUUGUGCAUCAACAGCUCCCACUUUCAAGUGGCUGAGCGAGCUCUUUUCUUGUGGAACAAUGAGCACAUCGUCAGCUUAAUUGCUCAGAACCGGCAAGUUAUCCUAACUCUUGUCUACCAGGCACUUGAAAGGAACACAAGAAGCCAUUGGAACCAGGCUGUUCUCAAUCUCACUCUAAAUGUAAGGAAGAUGUUCUCUGAGAUGGAUGAGGAGCUUUUCCAAAUGUUCCAGUCUAAUUAUGAGGAGGAAGAAGCAAAGGCUAAAGGGGUGGAGGAGAAGCGUAGGCUAACAUGGGAACGCUUAGAGGCAGCUGCCAAAUCUGGGCCUUCUGACCCUGCUAAAAACACAGCUGUUUUGGUAACCCCUCUAAUCAUUUGCACCCCCCUGUGCUAGUUCAAUUAACUGGAUAUUUCUCUUUCUUAUAAAUUACUUGUAAUCUCUACCGUCUCAUGGAUUAGUGUCGGAAAGACCAAGAGGCUCUUUCUUUCUAAUUAGUGUAGCCUCAUACUGGUCUCUUGUAAUACCAUCAUGUAACUGUAACUAUAAUUAGCCAUAGUGAGAGGGAACUUGUCACUUUCUGGGCAAUUAGUGUAGCUUGUGUCUGUAGAAGUUGUAUCGUUACUUCAUCAAGGUCGUCACUGUAUUUAGGCUUGAACCUGUUGAGCUUCUAUAAUGUAUUUCCUGAGACGGGUUUUUGCU
This is a messenger RNA of Amborella trichopoda, 2323 nucleotides long. Its product is annotated as Protein phosphatase 2A regulatory B subunit family protein. Lineage: Eukaryota; Viridiplantae; Streptophyta; Magnoliopsida; Amborellales; Amborellaceae. Gene Ontology annotation, cellular component: protein phosphatase type 2A complex. The record is from RefSeq and is a predicted model, not a curated record. Gene Ontology annotation, molecular function: protein phosphatase regulator activity. Gene Ontology annotation, biological process: signal transduction.